Molecule: messenger RNA, 2872 nt
Organism: Cynoglossus semilaevis (tongue sole)
Lineage: Eukaryota; Metazoa; Chordata; Actinopteri; Pleuronectiformes; Cynoglossidae
Product: E3 ubiquitin-protein ligase TRIM39-like
Exons: 2
Coding region: 197-1789 (530 amino acids)
Biological process (GO): protein ubiquitination
Molecular function (GO): ubiquitin-protein transferase activity; zinc ion binding; protein binding
Source: RefSeq, a predicted model, not a curated record
UCUAAGUGCAUAAUAAUAGCAAUAAAGACAGAUCUUGAGUCAAAUCAAAAUGAGCCAUCCAGGUACGGCGACGCCCACUCUGACAUCACUGCAGUCUACAUGAGUGUGUGUUCUUAACUGAACAAAAACUAAGAAAAGCUCACAGAGCACAGCCGAAGAACAGUGAGCGAUUUCCAGUGAUCCAAGAAGACUCAACAUGAACAAUGAUUUCCUGUGCGCCAUCUGUCUGGAGGUCUUCACUGAUCCAGUCUCUACACCAUGUGGACACAACUUCUGCAAAACCUGCAUCAGCACACACUGGGACAACAAUGUCCUGUUCAAAUGUCCCCUGUGUAACGAGGCCUUCAACACCAGACCUCAGCUGAAGGUCAACACUAUGGUCUCUGAGAUGAUCGCUCAGUUCAGAUGUCGAGAAAGACAAGUUUCCAGAAAAUCAAGAGGAGUUCUCUGUGACACCUGCACUGGAAACAAAGCCAAUGCUGUCAAGUCCUGUCUGGUGUGUGUGGCCUCCUACUGUGAGACUCACCUGGAACCUCACCUGACAGCUCCACCUCUGAGAAAACAUCAGCUGAUUGAACCCAUGGGAAAUCUGGAAGACAGGGUGUGCGAGAAGCACCAGAAACCUCUGGAGCUCUUCUGUAAGACGGACCAGACGUGCGUCUGCUUGGUCUGUCCUGUUUUAGAUCACAAGGAUCACGAGUUUGUUCCUCUGAAGGAAGAGUUUGAAGGGAGGAAGGUAGAGCUGAAGACCGCAGGAGCUGACGUUCAGAAGAUGAUCCAGGAGAGACGUGUGAAGAUUGAGGAGGUCAAACACUUAAUGAAGGUGAGUCAGGAUAAGGCGGGCAGAGAGAUAGCAGAAGGUGUUCAGUUCUUCACUGCUCUGAAGGAGUCUGUGGACAGAGGUCUGGACAAGUUCGUCAAGAGGGUCGAGGACAAACAGACGGCAGCGGAGAAACAGGCUGAAGACGUCAUCAGAGAGCUGGAGCAGGAAAUCUCUGAGUUGGAGAAGAGGAGCACUGAGGUGGAGAAGCUCGCUCUCUCUGAAGACCACCCCCACCUCCUUCAAAACUACCCAUCCCUGAAAGAAGCUCCACCCACCAAGGACUGGACAAAGGUCAGAGUGUGUCCACUAUUAUAUGACAAAACUGUGGUCAAAGCAGUGGAUCAUCUGGAGGAGACUCUGAGACAACAGAUGAAGACAUUUAAGGAGGCGGUGGAGCUGAAGAAGGUCAGGGAGUUCGAGGUGGAGGUGACUCUUGAUCCUGAUACGGCAACACCUAAUCUCAUCCUCUCUGACGAUGGAAAACAAGUGAGACAUGGUGAUAAGAAGAAGAUUCUAGACAUAUUCGAUAUGUGUGCCUGUGUCUUGGGGAAAGAGAGCUUUUCUUCAGGCAGAUUUUAUUUUGAAGUUCAGGUUAAAGAUAAAACUCAGUGGGAUUUAGGAGUUGUCAGGAAGUCCUUCAACAGGAAGGGAAAGAUCAAUCGCAGUCCUUAUCAUGGUUACUGGUUGCUUGUAUUGAGAAAUACAGAGUACAAAGCUUAUUCUGAUCCUCGAGUCAGUCUCCGUCUGCCGUCUCCUCCUGAGAAGAUCGGGGUCUUUGUGGAUUACGACAAGGGUGUGGUCUCCUUUUAUGACGUUAAUACGGCAGCUCUAAUCUACUCCUUUACUGGCUGCUCCUUCACUGAGAAACUCCACCCAUACUUCGGUACCGGCACUAAUGAUGGUGGUAAAAACUCCGCCCCUUUGAUCAUCUGUCCUGUCUAUCAAAAUAUGCGAUCUUUUUUCUAAUGAAACCCGAAUGUGUGUUUCUGGAAUCAUCUGUUCAAGUCAAUGAUGUUGUAAUACAGUAAAUGGAGAAAACAGGGAUUAACAUUCAGAUUCUUAUUGUGACUUUAGCAUUAGCCCUAAUGGUACCUUGUGUUUUUAUUAAUACAUCAUCAACUGUUGUGGUUUUGAAAAACAAAACAAAAAAAUAUUCUGCUUUAUUUUUAAUCUUUGAGACCUGGGGUCAGUUUCACAGAUCCCCAAUAAUCACUUAUCACUUAUCUUAUUUAAAGGAUUCUUGAAUGAGAUUCAUAAGCUCAGCUUUGAUCCAAAUCAGGUUUGUUUUUUAAAUUUAAAGAAGCCUGAUCUAGACCAUGUAAAUAAAUGUUUUUUUUCUUCUUAUCUAUGUGUAUAUUUAAUCUUCAAACAAAUGAGUGUUUUUUUCUUGUUGACCUUUCAGCUCACGAUCGAUCUUGCAUCUAAUCCAAAAUCGCUUGGUGACUGUUGGACAUGUGUAACAUGUAACAAACACUGUUACAGUAACACGAUCUACAUGGAUACAGAAAUGACAGGUUUAUACUCAGCUUGGUUCAGGUCAACAAUAGAGCUGUGGUCUGAACAACUGGCGUUUUUGUGUAAACAUAAUUUUGAAUUUUCCAGUUCACUUACAGACAAAAUAUUAGGUUAUUAUAUAUUAACAUAGUUUGGAAAGUCUAUACUUGUAAAAAGUCCAGAUGUUAAAAGUGAAAUGGUUGAAAUUUGAUGUAGAAGCUAGCUAAAAUGUAGGUGAAACUUAGCCCAGAACCAGCCGAAUAAGAGCACAGGACUUUCUUGCUUAGAAGCAGUGAACCAUUUGUGUUUAUUAAACAUAAACUGUAAUAAAACAGACCAAAUCUCCUUAGUCUGCAGUACAUGACCUGUUCAUUUUCUGUACUUCCAUAGUGCAACAAAAGCAUCCUUGAUGGGGGUUACAAAUAUGACAAAUAAGAUAGAAAAUAAAUAUAAUUAUGUAUUCAAAAUAUAAUUAAAUUAUUAACAUAUACAUUAAAAAUAAGAAUUCUUGUCUUGGGAUUCUUGAACGUAAAAAGCGCCUUGCUAACAGCUGAC